Molecule: messenger RNA, 1677 nt
Organism: Penicillium manginii
Lineage: Eukaryota; Fungi; Ascomycota; Eurotiomycetes; Eurotiales; Aspergillaceae
Product: ankyrin repeat domain-containing protein
Exons: 4
Coding region: 1-1677 (558 amino acids)
Molecular function (GO): protein binding
Source: RefSeq, a predicted model, not a curated record
AUGGAAGAUUUGGUUGAAAGUUGUCCAGCAGAUGGACCCCCUAUCUUCAGGAUCUCCAUUACCCCGCUCUUUGAUCAUCAAGGCGCAUCUUCUUUAUCCAUCCAACAAACCCUAGCUCGACCACGUUGUAUUGCCCACGAGGCUCUUCUCUUAUUUGAAACGCGUUAUGGAAAUGUUCCUGCCUAUCAAUUCGCCGAAGAAAAUGUGUUAGCUUUCGAUAACGACGGCCCCCUCCCCAUUUACUUCACCAAGACCAGAUUUGACUCACCUGACCAAGAAUGGCGCGUGAAGCGCAGUACUUCUGGCAAAGUCACAUUGUAUUUCAAAGUCUUUCCUCGAUGUGUUGAUAUCAAGACACCGAUGGGCCCACGUGUCCACAUGCGUCGCGACCAGGGAGGCCUCAUCAGUGGUGGAAGAUGGUUCCUCCCCCGUCCCGCAGCAGAUCGAGUAUGGCGUCAUGUCGUCGAGUGGGAUUUGUCGGAAGCACCAUUGGACACACGUGCCAUGUGGUCUUAUGGUGAAGGCCCUGGGCCCAUUUCCAGAGACGGGUACCCCAUGACAGUUGCAAAUUCGGUCUUCAUGGUUGGACCAAUCAAAAGUUACCCGAAGCCAGCAUCUACUAAGCAACCACUUUCCGGCGCGAACAUUAACUGUUUCUCAUUGAUGGACCCCGAGGAUGAUGGAUAUGAUAAUGGGUGGUACGUUGAAGGCCUCGCAGAAUUUUAUUCCAUAUUUCUGCCUUAUCGCUUCGGCCUUCGCGGUUUUGACUACCUCGUGGGCAGACUAAAUGGGACAUUACAAGCUUAUGGUAGGAGCCCGCGAAUCCAUAUGGACAUAGUCGAUUCCCAACGCAGUUUCUAUGACGACUGGUACGCAGAGCUGAUACCUUAUAUGCGCGGUUGCGUGUACCUUCUCCAGAUCGAUAGUUGCCUGAGAAAAGCCAGCGGUAUAUUUGGUUUCGACCAGAUGAGUCCCUUGGACGACAUUAUUGUCGAUAUGGGUAAACGGUGGCAAAGAGGAGAAAAGCUUCAGUCUUGUGACUGGCUGGCGUACUUAUGGCCGUACCUGGGAGACAUGUCCCAAGGAUUCCGAGAGAUGCUUCGGGGCACAGCAAUGGACUUGAAAGAUGUCCUAGUAGCUCAUGAAGACUGGAUUUUGGCCACCUCAAUGCAGGAAAUUCUGGAGUUUGGGCUCGACAAGUCCAGUAUCAAUCAACGCAUCGUAUCUGGUCUCGUGCAAGGAUCAAGAGCCGCCAUUGCGGGGCUCAAAAAUGGAGAUAAGAUCCUGUUGACGUCACGGGCAAGCUUUUCCUUCCAAGGACAAGCAAGAGUGGCUCUACUCGUGAAACGGAAAGAAGUUGACGCUAACUCGAUGGAUAAAAACGGGCGCACACAUUUCUCACGGGCUACUGCGCGUGGGCACGAAGAAGUCGUUGAACUGUUUCUGGAGCGAAAUAACGUCAAGGCGGACAUAAAAGAUGACUACGGUCGAACCGCACUAGCGUACGCAGCUUUUCAAGGGGAGGCGGGAGUCGUGGCUCUACUUGUGAAACGGAAUGAUAUCGAUGUCGACUCGACAGAUAAUAACGGCCGUAAAUGUCUGUCAUGGGCCGCCGCUAAUCGGCACGGAAAAAUCGUGAGAUUAAUAUCAGAAGAAAAGCCAUCGUUUCGCAGGUAA